AUUUUCUAAUUAACUAUAUAAAUCUUUGUUGAAAAAGUUUCAAGAUUAAUUGUCACAAUUAAACAACUCAUUAAUACAUUAAAACUCAUUAAAGAGAAUAACCCAUUAAAACAACGUGAUAAUAAUAAUGACUGACUUUACGGGCACGUACAAAGUUGUUUCAGCCGAUAAUUUUGAUGCUUUUCUUAAGGAGCUAGGCGCCAACGAUGACAUGGUAGCCAAGUUAGACCCGUCGACUGGCCAAUUGACCAUCAAGAAAAAUGGCCCUGUUUAUACGCUUAUUCAGACAUCAGCCAUGUUUGACCGUGAAGUCCAGUUUGAGCUUGGUAAAGAGUACGAGGACAAGCACCUCGAUGGCUCACCUGUUAAGGGUUUGGUGAUCGCUGAUGGUAACAAAUUAAUUCAAACCGCUUGUAUCGAUGGCAAAGAGCUAGAAGUUGUCCGCGAGUUAAAUGGCGAUGAGCUCAUCGUUACGGCCAGUUUUAAUGGAGCCGUAGCUAAUGGUGUCUAUCAGCGAGUGUAGACUGUAUUGCCAUUUAAUAUACACGCAUAAACUUAUUAUAUUAGCUUUUGCACCG
This is a messenger RNA of Medioppia subpectinata, 578 nucleotides long. The record is from the annotation of a GenBank genome assembly. NCBI's taxonomy places the organism in Eukaryota, Metazoa, Arthropoda, Arachnida, Sarcoptiformes, Oppiidae.